CGGGGCACGCGGCUUGCAGCCUCGCUCGGACCCCUGUCCGCGGGGCGGGGCGGGGCGGGGCGGGGCUUUGGCCUUUUAGGGUCCGCGCGCCGGGUCGCGCAGCAGAGCUGCCGCCGCCAUGGCUGCGUUCGAGGUGGACAGCCCCGACGUGGUGUACGGCCCCGACGCCAUCGAGGCGCAGUACGAGUACCGCACGACGCGCGUCAGCCGCGAGGGGGGCGUCCUCAAGGUCCGCCCGGUCUCCGCGCGCCUGUGGAUCCGCACGGAGCGGAAGGUGCCGCGCCUGGGGCUCAUGCUGGUCGGCUGGGGCGGCAACAACGGCUCCACGCUCACGGCCGCGCUGCUCGCCAACCGCCUGCGCCUCGCCUGGCCCACGCGCGCCGGCCGCAAGGAGGCCAACUACUACGGCUCGCUGACUCAGGCGGGCACCAUGAGCCUCGGCCUGGACUCCGAGGGCCGCGAGGUCUUCGUCCCCUUCAGCUCCGUGCUGCCCAUGGUGGCGCCCGACGACCUGGUCCUGGACGGCUGGGACAUCUCGUCGCUGGACCUGGCGGCGGCCAUGCGGCGCGCGCGGGUGCUGGAGCCCGCCCUGCAGGAGCUGCUGCGGCCGCACAUGGAGCCGCUGCGUCCGCGGCCCUCGGUGUACGAGCCCGACUUCAUCGCCGCCAACCAGGGCGCGCGCGCCGACAACCUCAUCCCGGGCACGCGCGCGCAGCAGCUGGAGCAGAUCCGCAGGGACAUCCGCGACUUCCGGGCCAGCUCGGGGGUGGACAAAGUCAUCAUCAUGUGGACAGCCAACACCGAGCGCUUCUGCGACGUGGUGGCCGGCCACAACGACACGGCCGACAACCUGCUGCGCGCCAUCGAGCUGGGCGGCGAGGUGUCCCCGUCUACGCUGUUCGCCGUGGCCAGCAUCCUGGAAGGCUGCGCCUUCCUCAACGGGUCCCCGCAGAACACGCUGGUGCCGGGCGCGCGGGAGCUGGCGGUGCAGCGCCGGGUUUUCGUGGGGGGCGACGACUUCAAGAGUGGCCAGACCAAGGUCAAGUCGGUGCUGGUAGACUUCCUCAUCGGCUCGGGGCUCAAGACCAUGUCGGUCGUGAGCUACAACCACCUGGGCAACAACGACGGCAGGAACCUGUCUGCGCCCAGCCAGUUCCGCUCCAAGGAGGCGUCCAAGAGCGGCGUCCUGGGCGACAUGGUGCGCGCCAACCCCGUGCUCUACGCGCCCGGAGAGGAGCCGGACCACUGCGUGGUCAUCAAGUACGUCCCCUACGUGGGCGACAGCAAGCGGGCGCUGGACGAGUACACGUCGGAGCUGAUGCUGGGCGGCACCAACACGCUGGUGCUGCACAACACGUGCGAGGACUCGCUGCUGGCGGCCCCCAUCAUGCUGGACCUGGCGCUGCUCACGGAGCUGUGCGAGCGGGUGUCGCUGCGGGCGGCCGGAGACCCCGAGCCCCGGCGGCUGCACGCGGUGCUGUCCCUGCUCGGCUUCCUGUUCAAGGCGCCGCUGGCGCCGCCGGGGGAGCCCGUGGUCAACGCUCUGUUCCGCCAGCGCAGCUGCAUCGAGAACAUUCUCCGGGCCUGCGUGGGGCUCCCGCCGCAGCACCACAUGUUCCUGGAGCACAAGCUGGAGCGCCCUCUCUUCCCGGACCGCCAGAGCUCCAAGGAGGAGGCCGAGAGCCCGCAGACGCCCCCCGCCUGAACCCGGCCCCGCCGAGCGCCCUAAUAAAGCCGGGCCUGCAC
Messenger RNA from Erinaceus europaeus (western European hedgehog), 1746 nucleotides. It is a transcript of the gene ISYNA1, whose product is annotated as inositol-3-phosphate synthase 1. The record is from RefSeq and is a predicted model, not a curated record. Gene Ontology annotation, biological process: phospholipid biosynthetic process; inositol biosynthetic process. Gene Ontology annotation, molecular function: inositol-3-phosphate synthase activity. Bases 119 to 1705 code for a protein of 528 amino acids. Gene Ontology annotation, cellular component: cytoplasm. The transcript is spliced from 10 exons. Lineage: Eukaryota; Metazoa; Chordata; Mammalia; Eulipotyphla; Erinaceidae.